Molecule: messenger RNA, 1048 nt
Organism: Hydra vulgaris (swiftwater hydra)
Lineage: Eukaryota; Metazoa; Cnidaria; Hydrozoa; Anthoathecata; Hydridae
Source: RefSeq, a predicted model, not a curated record
AUUUUAAUCUCUUAUAUACCUUUUUUUUACUAACUUAGAAUUUUAUUUUACAUAGAAACUAAUAUAAAAAGUUUGAGAUACAAAAUAAGAUGAGGACAUUUUUGCUUAUUUGUUUCAUUAUAUUUCUUAAAAUUCAUGGGUAUCAAGUAUCUUCUGCCACAUUAACGAUUUCGAGUGAUGCUGCACAAAUAAUUAAUUCUAAAACCGAAGGUGACGCAAAAGAAAAUGAUCAAAAAAUUGGCGAAAACACGAUCGAGAAAGAAUCACUGAUUGCUCAAAAACAGAAUGCAUUAGGAAGCAAAAGAAAUCUUAAAAACAAAAAAAAUAUGAAAUCAAAGGCAGCUUUACCACUUGAGCAAGCUACAACAGGAGAUAAACGCAAUUCUAAACGUUUUAACAAAAAGAGUUUAUUAAAGAAACUGAAACUAAAAAAAACACCAACAAAAAUCAAAACUAUCGACGGCGCCAAGAAAACGUUGAACGAAAAUGACGUCUCGGUGCUUGCUAAUGCUGAGAAAAUUUAAAAACAAUUUCAUUGAAAUCUGGUUAUCGAAAAGAAAAACAUCUCUGCAAAAUCUAAUAAGAGCAUAAAAACAACGGAGUAAUGCGUUUUUCUCAUUUCAAUAUAUUUUUCAGUUUUGUUUUAACGUUUUUAUCAAGUUAUGGUGCUUUAUGAACGUCUCGUUCAAUGAAUUAGCAAUUUUUGUAUAUUCAAAAUAAGAACUAUUUUUUAAAACAUGAAUGUUAUACCGAAGAAUAUCUUGUAAUACUUUAUACUAAAUUAAAAUGAUGAUUAACUAAUGUUAGUUGACCGCCAUUAAAGAAAAACAACAAAAACUAAUUUACAUAGUUGAGUAUCAUAUAUAUUUAAAUAGGGUAUAUAUUUUCCACGGGAUUCGGAUAAAAAUAUUUUUUAUAUCAUACAAAUAUUUUUGUUAUAAAAAGGUAACCAUAAUAUAUUAGUAGAAAUAGUAACCACAAAAUAAAAUGUAAAGCUCUAAUUAUAUGGAUGUGUGAGAUGUAUGUAAGAUACUAUAAUAUCUUCUAA